This is a messenger RNA of Cuscuta campestris, 1553 nucleotides long. NCBI's taxonomy places the organism in Eukaryota, Viridiplantae, Streptophyta, Magnoliopsida, Solanales, Convolvulaceae. The record is from the annotation of a GenBank genome assembly.
CUUCUCUCCAAGAAACGCAACACUACUUUAGCUUCUUAAUUUUUUUUUUAGCUUCUUAAUUUAUCAAUGGCAAACCUCACUACUUUUCCACCCCCAGAGCAAAAACAUGAACUGCCAAAUCAAAAAGCUCAACACGACAUUAUCGUCUUCGUCAGACGACCUAAUGAGAACAACAAGACAAAGCCGAAGCCGCCUUCGUCUUCUUCGUGGAAAUCCUUCAAGAACAUCUUCAGUUGCAGGCGGGCUGAUGCCGCAGCAGUAGUGGUCCCGGCCGCCGCCCCUGUCCCGUCAUCCACUAAGAAGAACAGGAGCGGCGGCGUGCUCGGCCCUUGCCGCUUAAUCUGCAGCUUCGGCGGGAGCGCCGCCGCUAGCAGGCGAGUGGUCCACCGGUCGGAUGACGACGACGACUUUCCUGAACCGGCUGAACGGACCGCGAGCUUGGCUCGUCAGGGUUCUCCACGGGUUCCCGGAAAGAAAGGUGGCUGCCGCAAUGGCGGCGGCGGCGGCGGUGGCGGAUCAUCUUCCAGCAGGUGGUCCUUGGCGUCCGGUUCGUCGUCGAGACGAAUGCCCCUGAAAAAGCUGUCCGGGUGCUAUGAAUGUCAAGCCAUUGUUGACCCUGCCAGGUAUCCAAUGGCAAGAAGAACGAAAUGCACAUGCCCAGAUUGUGGAGAGGUUUUCUCAAAGAUCGAGAGCGUGGAACAUCAUCGAGCUGUUAGGCAUGCUGUUUUGGAGUUGGGCCCGGAUGAUUCAAGCCGAAAUAUUGUGGAAAUAAUAUUCAAGUCCAGCUGGCUAAUCAACAAUAAGGACAGGCCCGCUUGCGAGAUCCAACGGAUACUGAAGGUCCACAACGCCCCCAGCACGAUCCAACGGUUCGAGGACUACAGAGACGCCGUCAGGACACGCGCUGCCGUCUCUGGCGAGAAGAGCCCGAGGUGCGCCGCCGAUGGCAACGAGCUGCUCAGGUUUUACUGCACCACCCUCGCGUGCCCCCUCGGCGCCCAAGGCUCCUCCAGCCUCUGCGGCUCCCUCCCCGGCUGCGGUGUGUGCACCGUCAUCCGCCACGGCUUCCACGCCAACAAGCCGGCGGGGAUCCGGACCACCGCCAGCAGCGGCGGGGCCCACGGAUCCCGACGCGGAGAUGGGAGCUGGGCGAUGCUGGUAUGCCGGGUGAUAGCCGGAAGAGUGGGGAACACCGCGGCGGCGGCGGCGGGAGGUGAUGGAAAAGAAGCGACUCUCGGCGCGGAAGAAGACUCGGCAGCGGCUCAAACCGGGUCGUACGACUCGGUAUCCGGGUGCGGCGGGUCAUACCCGAAUUUGGAAGAACUGUACGUGUUUAAUCGUAGGGCUAUACUUCCGUGCUUUGUCGUGAUAUACAAAGCUAUGGAAUCUUAGGGUGUUUUUUAUUUGUGCCGUUUGUACUACCUCAUUCCCAAAAUAUUUGUCCACUUUCAUUUUUACACAUCAUCCAAUGUAUUUCUUUAAUCUAUUUUAUCUUGUAAUUUGUAUAUUAAAAAAAUAUAGAAAUUAUAUAUUAAUAAUCUACUCCGUAUAUG